Fusarium graminearum PH-1 is the source of this 3261-nucleotide messenger RNA. Its product is annotated as ATP-dependent protease La. Gene Ontology annotation, molecular function: serine-type endopeptidase activity; ATP binding; single-stranded DNA binding. The coding region runs from base 1 to 3261 and encodes 1086 amino acids. NCBI's taxonomy places the organism in Eukaryota, Fungi, Ascomycota, Sordariomycetes, Hypocreales, Nectriaceae. The record is from RefSeq and is a predicted model, not a curated record. Gene Ontology annotation, cellular component: mitochondrial matrix. The transcript has 2 exons. Gene Ontology annotation, biological process: protein quality control for misfolded or incompletely synthesized proteins; chaperone-mediated protein complex assembly; protein catabolic process.
AUGAUUCCUCGUUCACGACACUCGGGACGCCUCAUUCUCGAGCGCUCUCUCGUCCAUGCAACACGAGCCUCUUCCGAAGUCGCCGCUGCCCGAUGGGCUUCUUCUCCCGCCUAUCGCAACCAUCACAUCUGCGGCCGCCGGCUCCCCGCUAUCCAGCCGCGGUUAGUCGCUGCAGCUUUUUCAACAUCCGCCCGAGUCGCGAAAGAAAAGGAUAACAGUGAUAAGGGCUUCUUCGAGUCUGCCAUUGAGCCUUUGACCGAACCCUUGUCCGAGGAGGAGGCCAAGGCGAACGUCGAGAACAAGCGCAAGGAAGCCGAUGGAACGAUAUUGGCCGAGUCGAAGAACCCAGGCCCUGACUCACCAGGGUCUGGCAAAAACGACGGCGGUAGUCAAUCGCAGGACGGGAAGGCAGGUAGCGCCGCAGGAGGUGCUGGCUCAGGAUCAGGUGGUGAUAACUCUGGCGGUGAUGGAAGCCGCCGCGGCCGUAAGCCUUCUUCUGAGAAAGCUCUCCAGAAACCUGUAGUGCCUGAGGUCUAUCCUCAGGUUCUAGCGAUUCCCAUCGCCCGAAGGCCGCUUUUCCCCGGUUUCUAUAAGGCUAUUACCAUUAAGGAUCCCGAGGUGGCAAAUGCAAUCACCGAAUCGAUCAAGCGUGGUCAGCCAUAUGUUGGAGCUUUCUUGUUCAAGGAUGAGAACGAGGAUGAGGAUGUGAUUCGAAACCCUGAAGACGUCUACGACGUUGGUGUUUUCGCUCAAAUCACAAGUGCCUUCCCUAUCCAUGGCCAAGAAGGUGCUUUGACUGCCAUUCUGUACCCCCACCGCCGUAUCAAGCUGUCUAGUCUGCUACCACCUGGUGGCCAAGACACUGCUAAGAAGACCGACUCCAAGACCGAAACCAAGGCCGAACCUGUGCCGGAACCGAUUCCCCAGAAGCCUGCUGAAGAGGAAGCUACACCCGAGAAGAAGGGGGAUGUUGUCGCCAGCUUCGAGGAGAGUGCCGUUGAGAAGAAGCCUGAUCAGGUUGCUGAGAAGUACGAGCCAACAUCAUUCCUCAAGAGAUACCCUGUUAGCUUGGUCAACGUUGAGAACCUCGUCGAUGAGCCCUACGACCCCAAGAGCCCCGUUAUUCGUGCUGUCACCAAUGAGAUUGUCAACGUUUUCAAGGAGGUUGCCACAAUGAACAAUCUGUUCCGAGACCAAAUUUCUACCUUUUCUAUGAGCCAGUCUACCGGAAACGUUACGUCAGAACCCGCCAAGCUGGCCGAUUUUGCUGCUGCUGUGUCUUCAGGCGAGCAGAAGGAGCUUCAAGAAGUCCUUGGAUGCUUAAAUGUUGAGGAGAGAAUGCAAAAGGCUCUCGUGGUACUCAAGAAAGAGCUUAUGAACGCCCAGCUGCAGUCCAAGAUUAGCAAGGAUGUGGAGAAUAAGAUUAGCAAGAGACAGCGAGAGUACUGGCUUAUGGAGCAAAUGAAGGGUAUCCGCCGUGAACUUGGCCUUGAGUCUGACGGCAAAGAUAAGCUUGUCGAAAAGUUCAAGGAAAAGGCAAACAGCCUUGCCAUGCCUGAAGCUGUACGCAAAGUCUUUGAUGAGGAGCUUAACAAGCUUGCUCAUCUUGAAACCGCUGCCUCCGAGUUCAACGUGACAAGAAACUAUCUCGAUUGGCUCACCCAAAUCCCCUGGGGCAGGAGGAGUGCCGAGAACUUUGGCAUUCCUCACGCUGUCAAGAUCCUGGAUGAAGAUCACCACGGUCUGAAGGAUGUCAAGGACCGCAUUUUAGAGUUCAUCGCCGUUGGCAAGCUUCGAGGCACUGUUGAGGGUAAGAUCCUCUGCUUUGUCGGGCCUCCUGGUGUGGGUAAGACAAGUAUUGGAAAAUCUAUUGCUCGUGCUCUCAACCGAGAAUACUACCGAUUCAGUGUCGGUGGCCUCACUGACGUCGCUGAGAUCAAGGGUCACCGAAGAACCUACGUUGGUGCCCUACCUGGUCGUAUGAUUCAGGCUUUGAAGAAGUGCCAGACUGAGAACCCCCUGAUCCUGAUCGAUGAGAUCGACAAGAUUGGCAGAGGUUACCAGGGUGAUCCCUCAUCUGCUCUGCUCGAGUUACUCGACCCUGAACAGAACAGCUCCUUCUUGGAUCACUACAUGGAUGUGCCCGUGGACCUGUCCAAGGUUCUGUUCGUCUGCACUGCCAACAUGACAGACACUAUCCCUCGCCCUCUUUUGGAUCGAAUGGAGCUCAUCACCCUUUCAGGCUACGUCGCCGACGAGAAGAUGGCCAUUGCUCAACGCUAUCUUGCUCCUGCUGCCAAGGAGACUGCUGGACUUCAAAACGCCGAUGUCACUUUGAGCGAGGAGGCUGUUGAAGAACUCAUCAAGUCAUACUGCCGUGAGUCCGGUGUCCGAAACCUCAAGAAGCAGAUUGAGAAGGUAUACCGAAAGUCUGCCCUCAAGAUCGUCCAAGAGCUUGGCGAGGAGGUUCUACCUGAAGAGGAGGCUCUCACCGAGGAAGGCAAAUCUGCUCUUGAGGAGGCCGAGAAGAAGAGCAAGGUGGAGGCUACCGCAGAAGGCAAGGAGGCUAAGGGGUCCAGCUCGAACGAGACUGGCGCCGCUACGGAGAAGCCUCGCAAGGCUCUCAAGGUUCCUGACUCUGUUCACGUUGUUAUUGGCAAGGAUAACCUGACUGACUACGUCGGCCCACCUGUCUUCACCUCUGACCGUCUCUACGAGGUCAGUCCUCCUGGUGUUUCCAUGGGUCUCGCCUGGACGCAAAUGGGUGGUGCUGCCAUGUACAUCGAGUCCAUUCUUCAAGCCCCUCUCCGGCCCUCUACACGGCCUCACCUUGAGAUUACUGGUAACCUUAAGAACGUCAUGAAGGAAUCCACUACCAUCGCCUACUCUUUUGCCAAGUCCUUUAUGGUCAAGCAAUUCCCUGACAACCAUUUCUUCGACAAGGCUAAGAUGCAUCUCCACGUCCCCGAUGGAGCUGUCUCCAAGGAUGGCCCAUCUGCUGGUAUUACCAUGACCACUUCGCUCCUUUCACUUGCUCUUGAUGCUCCUGUCAACCCUACAGUUGCCAUGACUGGUGAGAUCACACUCACCGGAAAGAACAUCAAGGAGGGCCUUGAGGGCCAUGCCGUGGCUUGGUACCCUGAAGUCUUCGAUCUUGUUUUCCCCAACAUUGAUAAGGAGCAGGCCAACAAGUGCAAGAUUUGCGAGUGGAAGGCUCAGCAAAAGAAGAGUGAUGCCGAGCCUGCUGAAGAGGAGGACUAA